AUGAGCGAAAACAAAAGUUCAGGCUACGCUUCCAAACUCACUGCAAAGCGCGUGCUGGUUCUCGGAGGUACCUCAGGCAUCGGGUUAGCGGUCGCAGAAGCUGUCAAGGAGUUUGGUGGGAAAAUCUUCGUAUCAAGCUCGAGCCAAAGCAAGAUAGAUGCGGCCAUCUCGAGGUUGAACGCUGCUGAGAAUAAAGUCCUGUACAGAGCUGAAACCAAGGCACAGGGCUAUCGCUGUGAGCUUGAUAAUUUGGAAGAACUUGAGAGUAACUUGAUAGCACUGUUUGAGCAUGUCACCGAGGGGCGGCGACACAAGCUGGAUCAUGUCGUCUACACAGCAGGCAACAAGGUGGGAUCGGUCCCCCUCACAGUCACAGACACGAAGAUGAUUACCGAACAUGGUAUCUUGCGAUUCUAUGUACCAAUAAUCAUCGGCAAGCUUGCAUUGGACUAUAUUACGGUCAGUGCCCAGUCAUCGAUCACUUUGACCAGCGGUGUGAACAAUAUCAAACCGGUGGCAGGACGAGUACUGAUGGCUGGUUGGGGCUCUGGAGUUGAAGGCAUCACGCGUGCUCUCGCCGUUGAUUUGAGGCCUAUUAGAGUGAAUUGCAUCUGUCCUGGGCCGACCAAGACAGAACUAUUCGAUGGAUUUCCUGAUGAUGUGCUUCAACCUCUUCUGGAAAGGUAUAAGAGCUCAACCAUGACCAGAACAAUCGGCACCCCGGAGGAUGUAUCAGAGUCUUAUCUCUACUGUAUGCGGGAUACUUUCGUAGAUGGCACCGUCAUUCACUCCAGUGGGGGCUACCUGCUAGCUUGA
This is a messenger RNA of Exophiala bonariae, 816 nucleotides long. RefSeq lists its product as uncharacterized. Gene Ontology annotation, molecular function: oxidoreductase activity. NCBI's taxonomy places the organism in Eukaryota, Fungi, Ascomycota, Eurotiomycetes, Chaetothyriales, Herpotrichiellaceae. The record is from RefSeq and is a predicted model, not a curated record. Bases 1 to 816 code for a protein of 271 amino acids. The transcript has a single exon.